UCCAUCAGCCGAGCCUUACCCGCCUCGCGCCACUCCAUCAGCCGAGCCUUCACAAGACCACUUGUAUGCACGGCAACCGGUGCAGGGUGCAGCAGAGGUUUAUGGGAAGUCUGUCAGGUGUCCUCAUUGCAAUCUUAGUCUCCUCAAGAAGAAUUAUAACACACACCUCUUGAGGAGACAUGCUGAUUUGUCUCAUGACAUCACUCAGGCCUGUCAUCUGCAGAGUGUUAUUGUCGAUGAGACAAAUGGCAUAUUUUCCGUGCAAAAAACUGGACAUGGGUUUUCUGUGCCAGUCCAUGUCCAGAGGAAAACAUGGGGAACAAUACAUCAAGUUAGAUGUGAGCUAGAGGAAUGUGUGCAGUAUCAGAUGUUGGCUCAGCGGAGUGGAUUAAGCUAUAGUUUGUGCUCUCACAUUCGCUCUGUAGACUACUGUAGUGAGAUAGCUGCAGAGACAUUUCUCGGAGAAGACGUCCUAAGGGAUAUGAUUGCAGUAAAAUUUUUUGGAGAGGCAAAAGCAGCUAUAUGUGUGAAGAGGCAAAAGGCUGCUUGUGCAGCGCAUGUUCCUCUUUGUGUGCCUGUGGACUUUGGUGGGUCUCCAUCACAAAUAUGCCUGUCGAUCCAUGAGCCAGACAUUCAUAGUUUUAGCCGACUUGGAAGGAUAAUGUCACCUAUAACAUUCAAAGGAACACCUGGCAUUGUCCCUGCACAAAGCCACGGACAUCUUGUCCACACAUAUACAUCUCAAAGUGGCAUCUUUUUCAAACCCAAAGAGACCUCUUCAAGUCAGAGGUGCCCACAACACCAAGCUCAGAGGGUUGCAGUCUCCUGGACACCACUGGUAUAAAGAGAAGUGUGCAGUACAUUUUCAAAGAUAAAAAAAUUCCAGAAGCACUUCCAAAAGAAGUUACAACACCAAGAAUGAAGAUCGAAUACCCAAAGCAGUUAUUUCCUCUUGAGACAGCGUGCCAGUUAUGCCUUGGACAUCCUGCACUUGCAGAGGCUGUACUCGUUACCAAAAAAGCUAGGAUUGUCAGCAUGAUGGGCUUGAUAGAAAACAUUUCAACAUACCAUAGGAUAUGUCCUCAGUGCAACAUGGUGUAUAGGUACCAGGAGUGGAAAGAUGGUCUUCACAACUUUGAUAACCAUAUUUUUCUCACCCUUGAACUUUGUCUGUUUCUCAGAGAAAAUGUUACUAACCAUGUGUCUGUGUCAAGAGUUGUGGAUUCAUUGGAGGGGUUAAGAGGAGAGAAGUUUCCACCCAGGAAUGUCAUAUUUCACGCCUAUUGCCACUUUGAGGCUUUGUGCGACACAGAGUACACUUACUCCUGUAUCAACUGUGGAUUUUACCCACCUGUGGUAGUCAUGGAUUUACACAGGAAAGGGGUUUUCAAGCUGGCAGUCAGUGACCUCAAAGCACCCCCUGAUGACUUCAACGGAGAACAUGACAUUGAGAGUUUUUGGAAUUCUGUUCAUCUUGCGACGAUAAGUCGUGGUUUUUUCCAAAGCAGUGCAAACAACCCUUUCACUGUCACUCCAAGCUACGAACACUGGGCACCUUGGAUUGGGAGUGAAACACGUCGAAGUGGCACUGUUCUUAACACAGAAUUAAAAAAAGUGAGAACAUGCCCCUCUUCAACUGAAGCACAGCUGAGCAGUGUUACUGAGGACCAUCUGAUUGAUGAGUUGGCCAAACAAAAGGUUGGAGUUGUGAGAAAAUUGUGCAAAGCCUGCAACAUCGACACCAAGGGCUCCCGCCUUGAUCUCAUAACAAGACUGAAGGAGAACAUGAAGAGCAGACAAACAUAUGACAAGGUCUUCCAAAGCAUAUGGGGUGCAUCUGGUGGAUGGUCUGUAAUACUUUGCCCACAUGGCAUUGUAUACAGCAUCAAAUUUAAUCUACGUGCUGAAAGUCCCAGGGACUUUGCAGACCUGUUACUCUCCUGGAAGCACUUUCCAAAUGUCUGUGUUUAUGAUUUCGCAAGAGGUUUGGCGACACACACCAAUUUGCGGGUUCCUCAUUCACUGCCUUUCCAGCCUUUUGAGGGCAGACUGUCUGAUCCCACAGAAGAGAAUGUGAAGGCAGCCAGGGAUGGAAAAUUGCUGGUAUCACUGCAAUGGCUACAUGAAAGUGUGCACUGUGGGGAGGAUAAUGCUCAUCCGGUCACUGGAUCAUCUGAGCACUAUGUCUUAUAUGACCGCUUCCAUGAGCAGAAUGCCACAGAUCCAAAGGACAUACUACGCAGGAUCCAACUUGUCCCUGAGCUGAAAGGGUGGUUGAAUAGCCAAGUUGCUGAGCAGUUCUUUGCCAAAAUGCGUAAAAGCAACUACUUCUUCAAUAACAUGACUCCAUCAACCCAUGCAUUUCUUAUGAGAAGUGUUAUCCAUCGUCAUAACACCUCCACAAAUAGAGCACUUCUGGAGAGGCAGUUAAACUCUGGAUGUCGGCUUGAACUUCUAAACACCAUCACCUUGUCUACUUUGGGACAAGCUGUCAUAGGUGAUGCUGCAUCAAAACGACGAAGCACAACUGUGGUGGCUCAGCCAUCUUCAGCAACAAGAUCUCAACUCACUCCAGCCGAGCCAAGGUACACUGAAAGCAUAGCUGCACAACCACCCACUGAUGAAGCACAAACACAAAAUGUUGGCCCUUCGCACCAUUGUGGGCAGCAUUGUGCAACACUUACUGCCAUCAGUAACCUCAGGCCCUGUAGAACAAUGUGGUCAGCUGGAGGAGAUCAUCCCCUCCAGGAACAGCUGGUCAGCUAUGUUCUGGAUGAGGGUAGGCCUGCCAAUGAGAUUAUGAUUAAGGAUGGCCCUACAUGUUUGACAAGAGAGAACCUGUUAUCUUUAGGUCUAAACAGGGAAAUGGACUCAAUGGUGGGAAAUGCUUGUCUGAGGCUUGUUAAGGAGAUGGUUGAGUUACAGGGGAAAAAGGUCUUUAUUAUGGACCUCCACAUCCCCCCAACAUGGCUCCCACCCUUGAGUUGUGACCCUCUAGGCAGUCUUCCUGUCGACUCCGCCGAGAAAGAUGCACUUAUAUUCCCGCUGUGGACACAAGGCCAUUUUUUGCUAUGUGGCUGUUGCACAAAAGCUCAUGCCUGGGCCAUGGGAAGAACAGUCAGGCCUGGAUGUUGAGGGGCUACCCCUACAACAUUAUGGGAUUGACUGUGGAUUAUUUAUGGUUAUGUAUACCUGGUACAUAACUGUGGAGGCAGCCUUUGAUUUCACCACCUCUGACAUGCCAUAUCUGAGGAGUUGGUGGUGCAAGGUUUUGCUCGAGAACCUUGAAAUUGAGGGGUAUGGU
Messenger RNA from Rhinichthys klamathensis goyatoka, 3304 nucleotides. Its product is annotated as HMG domain-containing protein 3-like. Bases 919 to 3135 code for a protein of 738 amino acids. The transcript has 17 exons. The record is from RefSeq and is a predicted model, not a curated record. Lineage: Eukaryota; Metazoa; Chordata; Actinopteri; Cypriniformes; Leuciscidae.